Molecule: messenger RNA, 573 nt
Organism: Wickerhamiella sorbophila
Lineage: Eukaryota; Fungi; Ascomycota; Dipodascomycetes; Dipodascales; Trichomonascaceae
Product: Adaptin ear-binding coat-associated protein 1
Exons: 1
Coding region: 1-573 (190 amino acids)
Biological process (GO): endocytosis
Cellular component (GO): membrane; clathrin vesicle coat
Source: RefSeq, a predicted model, not a curated record
AUGGUGCCAAAUUUGCCUCAGGUAGAUGUAUUUGCUGUCCCCGAGCCUCGCUACGGACGAUAUUUGUCCAAGGACUGGUCGUUGCGCUGGCCGCUGUUCCGGGCUCGACUUGCCAUCGAGGACGGGCCAGAUUUCCUCAAGGCCCAGAUUGUGGAUUCCGAAAGCGGCGAGCUAAUUGCCGAGGCACCAUAUAACGGCCAAGGCGGAAUCAGACUUUGCUCUGAUUCUUCACGGCAUUAUGUUGUUAUUGCUCGAAAAGGAGAGGUCAAUGCGGUACUCGGAAUUGGCUUUGUUGACCACAACCAAAGCUUCGAUUUCAGCCUCGUCCUACAGUCUUUUGCCAGAAGAAAAGCUGCCGAGCAGCGAAUGGAUUCUUCGUGGUCUUCCCGACUUGUGGCAUCUCGCGCAAGUAGCGAUACCACGAGCUCACCAUUGGCCCCGGCAUUGGCUCCUCCCCCCGGCUCCUCCAACCGCUGGUCCAAAUUUGACUCUGAUUCAUCCUCGGAGGACGAAGCUGUGGUUGAAAACAAACCUGAUGAUGGUGAAGAUGAUUUUGGAGACUUCCAGUCGUAG